This is a messenger RNA of Thrips palmi, 4462 nucleotides long. RefSeq names its product RNA-binding protein 33-like. Gene Ontology annotation, molecular function: RNA binding. The transcript has 16 exons. The record is from RefSeq and is a predicted model, not a curated record. Bases 346 to 3498 code for a protein of 1050 amino acids. Lineage: Eukaryota; Metazoa; Arthropoda; Insecta; Thysanoptera; Thripidae.
CACGAUCGUAAUCAGCAGUAGUAAAAACAUUUGGCUUGUAAUAAGGAAAUUUGAGCUGUCACCUCCUUAUGAGCUGUUAUAAUAAUAGAACUACUAUUGAUUGUUCAGUAUGGAUUCAAAUUAACGCACUGCCACGACGUAAACACUGCAGCCGAUUACGGGCGUGAGUUAAAACGCGCGAUCUUCUGUCGGACCCGUGCUCGCCGCUGGUUGGCUCCCGAGCUUCGGCCGGACCCAACCGUGUGUUCACGAGCGCGAGCGGUAGUGCUGCCGAAUAAAACGCCGCCGUAAUCGACCCCCAACAUGAAUAUGAAUGUCACCUAUAAACUGAAGUGAGAAGUCGUCAUGUCGGACGAAAAUGAUGACAAGUUGUUAGAGGAGGAUGGAGAUGAGGAAUAUGAUCUCGGCGAAGGAGAUGAAGAGGCUCUUUUAGCUGAUUAUGCAGAGGAGCACAAUGAUGGUCUUCUUGAAGAAUCUGAGGAUGUUUUGGAUCUUGAAGUACGGGACGAUUUUGAUACUGAAAUUCAAGAUAGUGACUAUGGGGCUCCAGAUAGCACUGAACCUACAUAUGAUUUGACGCCACGCCAUAGCACUCGAGAAAGGGAGCAUGUUGAAGAAGAAUCUCCAGUUCAAGAAUUCUCUACCUCUCAAGAAGAUUGCCAACCCAGUAGAAGCAUCCCUCAAGAUGAAGAAGAGGAAGAAGAUGAUGAUGACGAAGAAGGGAUUAGGGGCCGCUUCCGAUCUGAACGCGAUUCUUCGGGCCCUGUCAAAGCAAAUCGACAACAGUAUGGUAACAUACCAGAUUCAUUAGAUCAAGUGAUACCUGACGAAAGCAGUAAUCAAAUGCAAGGUAUUUCACGAAUUCAGAAAGGAAUGUGGGGAAGAGGUAGAGCAGGCCGUGGCGCCACGCGCGGCAAUAUGGCAAGAGGCAGUCCACCCAAUCGAGGAGCAAUGCGAGGUGGACGCGGCCAGUCUCAUGGCCAAAGGCUAUGGAACCCUAGACAACCUGGUCCUGGCGCAAUUAAUCAGAACAUGGGCAUGCGUCCCGGAAAUAUGCACAAUCAUCCACAUAGGGUGAUUGCCAAUGUAAGACCCAUGGGUCCCAACUUAAGAGGCAACAUAAGGGGCAACAUGAGACCCAACAUUGGUCAGAAUAUGGGGCCCAACAUGGGACCAAACAUGGGGCCUAAUAUGGGGCCCAACAUGGGGCAUAAUAUGGGACCCAACAUGGGACCUAAUAUGGGACCCAACAUGGGGCAUAAUAUGGGACCCAACAUGGGACCUAAUAUGGGACCUAAUAUGGGACCUAAUAUGGGACCCAAUAUGGGUCCCAAUAUGGGUCCCAAUAUGGGUCCUAAUAUGGGUCCUAAUAUGGGUCCCAAUAUGGGUCCCAAUAUGGGUCCCAAUAUGGGUCCCAAUAUGGGUCCCAAUAUGGGUCCCAAUAUGGGUCCCAAUAUGGGUCCCAAUAUGGGUCCCAAUAUGGGUCCCAAUAUGGGUCCCAAUAUGGGUCCCAAUAUGGGACCCAAUAUGGGACCCAACAUGGGACCCAACAUGGGACCCAACAUGGGACCCAACAUGGGGCCCAACAUGGGACCCAAUAUGGGGCCCAAUAUGGGACCCAAUAUGGGACCCAAUAUGGGACCCAAUAUGGGACCCAAUAUGGGUCAACAUGUAGGCCCACCUAUGGGUCAGCACAUGGCUUACAUGAGCAUGAUUGGACCUAAUGUAGUAAUUCCUAAUGUGCCACCACCUCACAUAGGGCCUCCAAACACAAGGCCACCUCCAAUGGCCCCCUCUAAUGUGGCUUCUCCUUUCGGUCAUCCAAACAUGGGUUCUAACAUGAAUAUUCACUCGAAUAUAGGACCUAUGGGACAUGGGUCUGGCCCAAAUCUGAAUGGAGGUUUUGGUCAUUUAGCUCAGAAUGGAGGUGGAAUGUCCUCUGGCUUUAAUGCUAAUAUGUUGGAGGAAAAUCUAUCCUAUAUUAGAACAAAUCAGGAUGAUCAGUUUUCUAUCCAAAGAGUCAUUUACAACACCCAGCAUUCUGACUCUAACCUCCAACCAAAUAUGCCUACUAAGAUCCACAUUAAUCCACAUUUCCGAGGGAAUGUGUAUCCACCAAAUGAGGGGAGAACAUCUUGGAACAACAACGAAAGUUUGCAGUAUAACAAUAAUGGCCCAACAGGGCACGAAUUGAACUAUCACCAUGGCCCUACUCCAGACUGGAGCCAAACUCCUCAAAACCUAAACCAAAAUGCUCAGGUAAACCUUGUCCAACACCACAAUAGCUUUGGAGGCUCACCUCAGCAGCCUGUGGAAUCUUUCCAGUCGCAUGGAGGUCAUCAGAAAUUGCUGCGCCAACCUCCAAGGCAGCAAUCAACCCAGCAGAUGAGUCAACAGCAUCAUUUCAGAAACCAAAUCCACUCUCCUCCAAAACGGUCCUUAGCUGAAUCAACAUCAUCUUCCUCUUCUUCUCCAGGUGUGGUGCCUCGUAAACAAGUUAGAUUAGAACCAAAACAGGAAAAAGAUAUCCAAGGUACCAAAGUAGAAGAAAAUUUAAAUGAAGACGAGGAAACUCGCGAGUACCGCAAAAAAAUAGAACAACAGAAAAAACUUCGUGAGAAGUUUUUACAGGUAAAAGAAGAGCGAAGAAGAAAAGCAGCCCUGGAGAAACAGAGAGAAAUUGAUCCAUCGACUGUUAGCAAACAACUUACCUCUGCUGGGAAUGACAGACCUGUGUUGUCUGUACAGCCUUGUCAGCAGCAAACCAUACCCACUAUUGUUAAUAGAAAUCAGGACAAUUGUUUAUUUAAUUCAAGAAAUGAGCAAAUGAGACAAUCACAGCAGCAGCUGCAAAACCAGCCUUUUAGUAAUGUAUCAAGUGAAGCUAGUAGUAGUCGACCAUCGAGGGGUAGAGGUGUAGGGGCUGUGAGAGGCAGAGUUGCAGCUGUCAAAGCCCGUGGUGGAAGAGGGGGGCAGGUAGCACAGAUCCAUGAAAGGCUGGGCAACACACAAACUGCGGCCCAGACCACCCAAGUCACCACUCAGGGAUCUACUUCCAGACUUCCUCAGGCUCAAAGUGUGCUUAGUGGAUCUGCUGGAAGUGCCGUAUCCAGCAGUGUGCCUCAACGGGGUGGCCAAGUUGGACGAAUUGUUGUUAUGCGAGGUGGACAUAGCCAAAGCAACAGUGGUGUUCAAAGAAGUGUGAAGAUUUCGCAAGAGACCGGCGCUUCUGUAGAAUCAAGUAGUAUGAGUAGUGAUGUCCUUUCUUCAGCUGCAAAGUCAGUGUCUGUUGAAAACUUAGCAAACAGCACAAAUGAAACACAGUUGCGAAUGAUGUGCAAUUGUAUUGGUAGGGUUGAGAGUAUAAAAGUAGAUCAAGCAAGGAAGCGAGCUUUAAUACGCUUUGCUGCCACGGAGGCUGCAUCUGCUUUUGUGAAACGAUAUCAACGAAAAAUGAUAGAUCUAUCUUUAAUCAAAGUUUCUUUAGUGAAUGACUGAUGAAUGGAAAUGUAUGUUAUUGAACAAGUUUGUAGAGUCAUGACACAUUGCCACCAAGGAAGUUAUGCAUCUCCUUCAGCUUCCAAAACUGUCUAAAAUGCCAAGCUUUCAAGAUGAUAAUGAUAGUGUGGCACAUAAUGUUUAUUGUUUUUUGAAAGGGAUAUAAAUACACUGGUAUCAUCUGUAAUCCUUGUUACAUUUUCGUGUGAUCAAUCUCUUCUUUAGACUUCUUUUGUACUUGUUGAAGCAGCAGGAUCACCCGAGCUGAGAAACUUCUCUAUACAUUACCUAUGAAUUUAAGUGUGAUUGUCUCAGAUUAUGCUGUUACAAGUCUGAUGAAAUGAAAAUAAUAAUAAUCUGUUGCAUUAAUUUUAUUGUUGUUUUUAUCAUCUUCAUUAGGUCGUUUGUUUCCUAAAUAAUUGUUUCCCUGACAUCAGCAUUGUUAAAGUAUUUGUCUUUUCGAAAAAGGACGAUUUUCUGUCUGCAAUUCUUAUUGUACCCGAAAAGCUAUUCUUGAGUAUGUCCCUGCUUUAUCUGUACCCCUUUCCUUGUGUGAACUGGACUUCUUUAUGAGAUUUCUUGUAGGUGUAAAGACCUCUGUGAUUAAUUGAAGUUUAUAUUUGACUCAUCUGAUUUUACUGAGAUGUUAAUUAUCAUAUGAAAAGAAGCAGAGUGCUCUCUUCAUUGUUAAUCUUUGUGGAUUUUCCCUUCUAGUGGCCUUUCAAAGAUUACUGGUAUAAUAUUUUUAUUCUGUGCGGGAUGGCAGGUUAAUUUUAUUCUUAUCACCCUGCAGUAUUGGAGUUAACUUCAUGCUUUUCUUUUAAAAAAUAUCUUCUAUUUUUAUUAUUUUUAUAUUUUAUUUUUCCGAACGUGCUAUCAAUUCUCUGUAUUUGGUUUGUACUUUCAUCCAAGCAAUAGUGUUACUUUGACAGGGGCGACAGUAAAGAUAUCUGUUUUACAAAAA